AUGAAGCUCUGUUUUGAAUGGAUAUAUCUUAUAUGGCUGCUAUUAGUGACACCAGUAACAUUCGCUUUGAAGCCUCCUCAUUUGGAUGAAUUUUAUGAUCCUCCAAAAGAAUAUCAUGGGACGCGUUUGGGAGAAAUACUAAAAGUUAGACAACCACCAGGUUCAAUUCGUUCUUACCUUGCACCGGUCAAUGCUAUCUCAUGGCAACUUCUUAUUAGGUCUGAAGACUCUUUUGGUAAUCCCAAUUCAAUUUCUGCCACCAUAUUAGAGUCCCAAGACUCAGAUUCCACUAAAAUAUUAGCAUAUCAAGCUUUUGAAAACUCCGCUACCGGUGAUUGUCGACCCUCAUAUGCGAUUCUUUCUGGGUCGUUUGAAACUUCCCAAAUUCAAGCAGAGCUUGCAUUUAUCUCAAUGGCGUUGUCGAAAGGGUGGUUUGUAUUAAUACCUGAUUAUGAAGGGCCUCACCUGUCAUUUCCGGCAGCAAAAAUAUCAGCCUUUUCAGUAAUGAACGCCAUGAGAGCUGCCAGGACAUUCAUCAAUAAAGACGCUCACUUUGCCAUGUUGGGAUAUUCUGGUGGUGCCUUGGCAUCAGCUUGGACUGCAAUCCUCCACCCUCAAUAUGCACCAGAAUUGAAAAUCGUCGGAGCUGCAAUGGGAGGCACUAUAACCAACAUUAGUGCCUUGGUUGAAACUGUGGAUGGGGGUCCAUAUGCUGGCCUAGUGGUGAAUAUAUUAAAUGGGUUGGGAAAUGAGUAUCCUAGGUUUAAAUAUGCAAUUCACAGGUACGGGUUGAAUUUAAGAAACUAUUGUUUGAUUUCAGCGGCAAUCCACUACUUUGGCUCCAAAUUCAACGUUGACGUUUACAAAAACUUCUUGCAAAAUGGAAUCAUAAGGUACUAUUUUAACAAAAAUAGCCUUUUGGGUAAGCCAGCGCCAAAGAUGCCAGUCUUCAUAUACCACUCUGUGCUCAAUGAAAUGUCACCAAUCAAUGAAGUGCAUAAAUUGGUUAAUCAAUGGUGUGCACAAGGUGCAAAGUUGGAAUUUUCCGAAGAUUUAAGUUACAAUCAUAUGGUGGAAGCAUUCACUGGUAUACCUGCAGCAUUAACAUGGUUGGAAAAUAGAUUUGAAUUGAGAGAAACUCCAAGCAAAUGUGUCUGGGAAAAGCGGAUUUCAAACUUAAUGUAUCCCGGUAGUUCAACUUUAAUCAAAGAGCAUUUAAAGUAUUCUAUAUCGCAAGUUUUAUCCAAAAUCAAUUUUUUUUCAUAA
Molecule: messenger RNA, 1266 nt
Organism: Lodderomyces orthopsilosis Co 90-125
Lineage: Eukaryota; Fungi; Ascomycota; Pichiomycetes; Serinales; Debaryomycetaceae
Gene: LIP7
Product: Lip7p
Exons: 1
Coding region: 1-1266 (421 amino acids)
Biological process (GO): lipid catabolic process
Molecular function (GO): triacylglycerol lipase activity
Source: RefSeq, a predicted model, not a curated record